UGGUCAUCUCUAGAGGAAAAACAUAGCCAAGAGAAACGCAAGUAAGGUACAAAACAAGUCAAUAAAAGUCUGGAAUUUAAGCAAGCCAUUCGAAGCAUUAUUGUUGUCUUGCAAAAAGUUUUUUGGUUUAUUGUGUCAGUUUCGCCGCGUGAUUCAUCAAAGCCGAAAAAGAAAACUUUGAAGCCUUCUAAUAAUUUUCAAUUGUGAUCAAUAUGCCGACCAUCAAGUUGCAAUCCUCCGAUGAGGAGAUUUUUGAUACUGAUAUACAAAUCGCCAAAUGCUCUGGCACCAUUCGGACCAUGCUCGAGGAUUGCGGCAUGGAGGAGGAUGAGAAUGCCAUUGUUCCGCUGCCCAAUGUGAACUCAACCAUAUUGCGCAAGGUUCUAACCUGGGCGAAUUAUCACAAGGAUGAUCCACAGCCCACCGAGGACGAUGAGAGCAAGGAGAAGCGAACCGAUGACAUCACAUCGUGGGAUGCAGAUUUCCUUAAAGUGGAUCAGGGCACCCUAUUUGAAUUGAUCUUGGCUGCCAACUAUUUGGACAUCAAGGGAUUGCUGGAGCUAACGUGCAAGACUGUGGCCAACAUGAUCAAGGGCAAGACUCCGGAGGAUAUACGCAAGACAUUUAACAUCAAGAAGGAUUUCACGCCCGCAGAGGAGGAGCAGGUGCGCAAGGAGAACGAAUGGUGUGAGGAGAAGUAGAGUGCUGAAGCUGAAGAGUGGAUGAUGGAUGCAUUCUUCGGCUGUCAGUUGGCUAUAGUCGGAACAGAGAAGCAGGAGGAUAACAAUGCGCGCUAAAUUUAAAAACAGCUUCGUUAUUUAACAAAGAAUAUAAAGAAAAACAUAACAAAAUACCUAAAUAAAAAAAAACACAAAAAACAAAAACAAUUGAUUGAAAAAUUCGUUUUCGCGAGUAAAAUGAAUUUUGCUUAAAUAUCAAUUACAAAAAUAUUAAAGUAAGAAACACAAUCUCCAAAAACUAAA
Molecule: messenger RNA, 983 nt
Organism: Drosophila albomicans
Lineage: Eukaryota; Metazoa; Arthropoda; Insecta; Diptera; Drosophilidae
Product: S-phase kinase-associated protein 1-like
Exons: 3
Coding region: 213-701 (162 amino acids)
Biological process (GO): SCF-dependent proteasomal ubiquitin-dependent protein catabolic process
Cellular component (GO): cytoplasm; nucleus
Molecular function (GO): cullin family protein binding
Source: RefSeq, a predicted model, not a curated record